Molecule: messenger RNA, 3456 nt
Organism: Fusarium tjaetaba
Lineage: Eukaryota; Fungi; Ascomycota; Sordariomycetes; Hypocreales; Nectriaceae
Product: CAMK CAMKL KIN1 kinase
Exons: 3
Coding region: 1-3456 (1151 amino acids)
Biological process (GO): microtubule cytoskeleton organization; protein phosphorylation; intracellular signal transduction
Cellular component (GO): cytoplasm
Molecular function (GO): protein serine/threonine kinase activity; ATP binding; tau-protein kinase activity
Source: RefSeq, a predicted model, not a curated record
AUGGGAACGAGAACAGCUUCUUCUGCUGUUGCUGAUGCAUCACCGAGAGGACCUGGUCGCACUCAGUCUACACGGUCUUCUCGUUCCAGUCGGGCUCCAGCUCCCUCUUUUCCUCCCUCGUCCUCCGCUUCAGCGGCCCCAGCAGCGCCUGCACCAGCCACGCCCACUGGAACAGGUGCCAACUACACCCAAUCUCACACCCGCCAGUUAUCACACUCACAUUCUCAAUCUCGCUCCCAAUCCCAAUCCCAGUCCCAAGCCUACGCCUCCCGCUCUCAAUCCCAUUCCCACUCUCACUCCCGCUCUGGCUCAAACGCCGCCAACUCACAUCUCCCCCCUCAUCAUAGCCAUCAUCAGCGUACUACCUCAUCUUCACGUCCUCACCAGUCGCAACCUGUACCGCAAAAUGACUACGAAUCCUCACGCCUAGCCGCAUCCGCAAACCAUCAAAGAAGCUCGAGCAAGGAACGACCACCCCCGGCCAGGGGCCCCGAUUCCUCGCGGGCCCAUCGACGGAGCUCUUCUCGCUCAAAGAACAACCACCACAGCCCUCAUCCCGAAAUGCCUCCUUCCGCCAACCCUCCCAGUAAUGGCGCUGGCAAUGGAACUGCUUCUCAGCAGCAUGGCCAUGCCGACGCGCCACCUCGAACUUCAACAUCUAAACACGCGAGAUCACGCACCGUUAUCCCAACUCAAUCUGGAAAAUGGAUGCUAGGCAAGACCAUUGGCGCCGGCAGCAUGGGCAAGGUUAAGCUCGCCCGAAAGGAGGACGGCAGCGAACAGGUCGCCUGCAAAAUUAUCCCUCGUGGUUCGACCGACGAUGGCCACCAAUCUCGUGCCGACAAGGAACGCGCCGAUCAAUCCAAGGAAAUCCGAACUGCCCGCGAAGCGGCUAUCAGCACCCUCCUGAAUCACCCCCACAUCUGCGCCCUUCACGAUGUGGUUCGUACCAACCACCAUUGGUAUAUGCUUUUCGAAUACGUCAACGGCGGCCAGAUGCUCGACUACAUCAUCUCGCAUGGAAAGCUCAAAGAGAAGCAAGCCCGGAAGUUUAGUCGGCAGAUCGCAAGUGCUCUGGAUUAUUUGCAUAGAAAUAGCAUCGUCCACCGAGAUCUCAAGAUUGAGAACAUACUUAUUAGCAAGACGGGCGACAUUAAGAUUAUCGAUUUUGGGCUAAGUAACCUCUUUGCUCCGCGCGGCCAUCUCAAGACUUUUUGCGGCAGCUUAUACUUUGCUGCUCCCGAAUUGCUGCAGGCCAGAGCUUAUACUGGUCCAGAAGUUGACGUAUGGAGUUUUGGCAUUGUUCUAUAUGUUUUAGUCUGUGGCAAGGUUCCGUUCGAUGACCAGAGCAUGCCCGCGCUCCAUGCCAAGAUCAAGAGAGGUCUUGUCGAUUAUCCCGCAUGGCUGUCAAGCGAGUGUAAACACCUUCUGUCCCGCAUGCUGGUGACGGACCCCAAGCAGCGAGCGACAAUGCAGGAGGUGAUGACGCAUCCAUGGAUGGCUAAAGGCUUUAACGGUCCCCCCGAUAACUACCUGCCCAUUCGCGAACCGUUGACGACGCCACUCGAGCCAGAAGUCAUUCUCGCUAUGCAAGGCUUUAACUUUGGUACACCCGAAAGUAUAAAUGCACAACUUACCAAAAUCAUCGAAUCAGAGGAGUAUCAACGCGCCGUUAAGCUCUAUCAACGAGAAAAGGAGCUCCCCCCUCCCGCCAAGGAUGCCGAAAAGAGGAGACCAUUCGGUUUUGACUUUUAUAAGCGCAGGAAUUCUGGUAAUAGUCGCGAUACUUUAUCAGCUCCUAGCUCUGAGGCACUGCAGAUCGGUAACGAUCCUAUGAACGCAUUUAGUCCUCUUGUAUCCAUAUACUACCUCGUUAAGGAGAAGCAGGAUCGUGACCAUGCUGAUAUGGUUCUGCCAGCAGCAGCUCAAACCCGUGACAAGGAGAAAGAGAAGGAAAAGGAGAGAGAGAAGGAGAGAGAGAAAGAGCGUGAGCGCGAGCGCGAGCGUGAACGUGAACGUGAACGUGAGAAGGACCGGGAGAGAGAAAAGGAGCGUGAGAUCCGUGAAAAGGAGAAGGCAAGGGAGGCAGAACCGAUGCCCGAGAUUGCGGCACCGCAAGCAGCCCACACCAACUCUGCCGCUUAUGAAAUGCCCGGCGAGAAACCUACUGGUGGACGAAGCAGACCUCGCGCGAGGACACAUGGCGAAGACGACAUGCCCGAGGUACCGAAACCUCCCCCUGCACCACCCGCCGAGCCAAGAGUUGAGCAACUUCAAAAGAAGGAGGGCACAGCAGCUGGUAUUCUGCGUAGGUUCAGUACACGCAAGCGUAGAGACCCUGAACGUCUAGACAAAGACCGAUCGCAUCCUCCUGUGGUGCAAGUCCAUUCACCAGCUGAACCUUCUCCGUUGGCACCCCGCAAGAGCUUCAGUAUCCGUCGUGGACGCCGCGAUAGAGAGGAUGCAUCGGAUUCGCAAAUCCGUUCCGCGAGUGGUCAGCAGCAUGGUGAGCUCCUUAGCCCACCAAUGUCUGCAGGUGGUUCAAGGGAGAACAGACGAGGAGGUGGCCUGGGUCGGUCGACUAGUGUCAAUUCGGCUGACCUGAGACGGCGAAAAGACCCCCCAGCAACGAGUGGUUCUGAUCAGAGUGUCGCAAAUGAAGAUUCCUCCAGCACACACCGUGCCCACGGUCACUCCCGGUCUGUGAGUCUGAGGGCCAAGUCUAUUGGACAUGCUAGGAGGGAAAGUAUUCAGCAGCGUCGCAUGAGAAGAGAGGCUGCUCAAGAGGCCAAUGUGCCUGAAGAAACAGACCAAGAACUAGAGCAGAGUGGUGUAUCCACAGACCGGCUAGACGACACAGAACUUGCCAAGCCAGUAUUCCUGAAAGGACUUUUCAGUGUAUCGACGACAUCUGGCAAGUCCGUCCCUGCGAUUCGAACCGAUAUCAAGCGAGUGUUGCGGCAGUUAAAUGUGGAGUAUACAGAGAUCAAAGGCGGCUUCAACUGUCGCCAUUCGCCCAGUAUCGACCUGAACAAGGUACAAGAUCCUCCCAUGAGUCCCGGCAUGACACCAGGCCACAAGCGACGAUUCAGUUUCGGCGGCCUUAUGCGGGGAGACGAUCGUGAGCGUGAGCGGGACGAGUUCCGCGACUCAGAACGACCUCCUACUACACCACGAACGCCAGGACGCUCUGAUCGAGACCGCAGCUUUUCCAACUCCGAGACCUCAUUCGACAGUAUUCCUGGCAGGAAUGGGGGUCCAUCAAGGCGAAUCCCUGGAGAAACGAGCACGCAAGUGCAGAGUGAUCUCGGAGGAAGCAUGGUGCUGGAGUUUGAGAUUUUUAUCGUAAAGGUCCCAUUGCUCUCAUUGCAUGGCAUUCAGUUCAAGCGAUUGACAGGCAAUACGUGGCAAUACAAGAGCAUGGCGGACCAUAUUCUUCGAGAGUUGAGGCUAUAA